Molecule: messenger RNA, 8102 nt
Organism: Solea solea (common sole)
Lineage: Eukaryota; Metazoa; Chordata; Actinopteri; Pleuronectiformes; Soleidae
Gene: tanc2a
Product: tetratricopeptide repeat, ankyrin repeat and coiled-coil containing 2a
Exons: 26
Coding region: 471-6755 (2094 amino acids)
Biological process (GO): regulation of dendritic spine morphogenesis
Cellular component (GO): dendritic spine
Molecular function (GO): protein binding
Source: RefSeq, a predicted model, not a curated record
GUUACAAGACAGAAGACUGAGCUGUGUUUUUUAACUUAGCCCACAUUUCUGGACAUGUACUCUCUCUGCACUCGGCUCCUCCUGCAGUCCCCCUCGUUCACUCGUGUGUGUGUGUGGGGGUUUGUGUGUGUUGGAGGAGGAGGUUCUGAUUUGCAGUGGAGUCAGACGAGGGAGGUCGCCUUUCCGAGCAGAUAUGGAGGCUCUGCAGUUGAAAGAAAAACUCCUCUGACAUCGGAACCCUGACUUGUUGCUUUUCUCACCAUGGAGGACGUGAUCUGAGGGAAGAGUUCCUCGCUACACUUCACAUUUCAGCUGCUCUUCUCGUUUCUUUGCUUUAGUUGUGAGGAGAUUCUACCUGUGAAUGAAAAGGAGUUUGUUUUUUGGCAAAAAGAAAAAAAGGACAAUAACCAGUGAAACACUGUCCAGGUCUGCUGUGGGAGUCAAGUUUAAGAGAGUGCACAAGAACCUUUAUGAAGACUUUCUUCUACCACUAUUCAUUUGUUUUACUCUGCUGCGGUCGAUCUGCUUCACAAGUUGGAGUUGGAGAGGUGUUUUCUUUUCUCCCUCCUCUUAUCUCCUCACUCCUACCUCCUACCUCCCUCAUCUCUGUCUUUUGUGUUCUGUGGAGAAGGAGGAGCUCGGGCCCAGAGAGAGGAGACGCGUGGAGUGAUGUUUCAGUGACUGACUCAGAGAUCCGAGCUAUGGACUGCACGGCUGUAGUUUUCAAACCGUGCGCCUGCUCCGCGACCAAGUGGUGUCGGCACGAGCGCUCGUCCGGCCGCCGGCCGUGGAGGCUGCUGCAGGGCUGCAGCUGUGGCAGAGAUGUCAUGGACGCAGAUGUGGUUGGCCACACCUCCUCCCUCCUGCAGCGCUUGCUGUUUUAUGUCUGCUGUUGCGUGUCCCACGAGGACAGCCCCGAGCUGCGUCGGCACUGGGUGGCGCCUCCCGUCAGUGGAGCGCAGAGGAGAGGAAGAGGAGAGGAGGAAGGUGAGGAUGAGGAGUUGGGACCUCCCCCCUCAGUAGACGAGGCGGCCGAUGCUCUGAUGACCAGGUUGGGCUUCCUGCUGGGGGAUAAAGUUAUCAGCAGAGAGCCGGACUCCCCUUACCACGCCCAGGACGAUGGACAGAGGAUGUCUCCUUCCUCCAGUCUGGCUAGUAGCAGCACCUCCCCCUGUUCCACUCUGCCGCCCCCUGCUGGAGGAGAGGGCGGCAGCGACAACAGGCACGCCUCAAACCACGCCUCUGUCACCUCCCCCACCUCAACACUGGAAAGCAGAGACAGCGGCAUCAUAGCCACACUGACCAGCUACUCUGCAGAGUCGGCAGCAGAGCAGGAAAACAGUGCCAAAUACCCUAGAGACAGUUACCAUGGUAGCAGCCUCCUCCUCUGGCAGCAGGGGGGGCGGCCGGUGGUGGCCUCCUCCUCCUCCUCCUCCUGUAUGGUGACAACGGGAAACUCUAAUGACGGCUUUCGGUACCGGGCAGACGACAACAUGGCCGCCUCCACUUACAGCCUCAACAAACUCCACCCAGACCGAGGCCCUGGCACUGCACAUUCAUCAGGCUCCACCCACUCCAUACCGCUCUACCUCAUGCCACGCCCCAAUUCAGUAGCUGCCACUAGUUCUGCCCACCUUGAAGAUCUAGCCUAUCUGGAUGAGCAGCAGAGACACAUCCCUUCAAGAACAUCCCUCAGAAUGCCCAGACAGAAUUCAGGGAGUCGCAGUCAUCAGGAUCACAGAGUUCGCUUCUCUCCCUCUCUCAACCUGAAGCCGCUCCACUUUGAGGUUCCCAGUCUCUCGCCCGAUUGGCUGUUCACUGGCAGGGAGUGGCUCUUUCAGGAAGUGGACGCCUUCCUCUGCAGCGAUGAGCCGUCGACCAGUCGCGGCGUCGUGAUCGUCGGCAACAUGGGCUUCGGCAAGACGGCCAUCGCCGCCCGCCUGGUGGCGCUCAGUUGUCAUGGACAGAGAAGCCAAAGCACCCCCAAGUAUGUAGCGCCUGUUUCUCUUUCCAACGACUCCUUGGGAAGAGGAGGAGGAGGAGGAGGAGGAAGCUGUCCAGGAACUCCAGAGAUGAAGAGGAGACAGGAGGAGGCUGUGAGGAAGCUUGCAGGACAGGUGGUCUCGUAUCAUUUCUGUCAGGCCGAUAACUGUUACACUUGCCUGGUUCCCGAGUUCGUCCACAACAUGGCGGCGAUGCUGAGUACCGCCCCUCAGUUGCUGGUCUACCGGGAGUUGCUGCACCAGUCUCCGCAGCUACAGAGCAUCCUCAGUCUGCGCUCCUGCAUCCAGGAUCCGAGCUCAGCUCUGCAGAGAGGAAUACUGGACCCACUGGACGCUCUCUACAGAGAGAGGAAGUUGCAAGUGGAAGGGGCGGGGCUUAUCAUUCUGAUUGACGGGCUAAACGAGGCAGAAUUCCACCGCCCGGACUAUGGUGACACGCUGACUUCCUUCCUGACUAAGAAUGUCCUGAAAUUUCCUUCCUGGUUGAAGAUCAUUACUACUGUCAGGACCAGUCAGCAGGACACCACCCUCUCUCUGCCGUUUCACCGCAUCUCUCUUGACAAGAUGGAGGAGAACAACGCCAUAGACCAGGACCUGCAGGGCUACCUGAUGCAGCGCAUCCACAGCAGCAGCGAGAUCCAGAGCAACGUGUCACUGAGCAACGGUCGCCUUGACAACGCGGCACUCGGCAAAUUGACGGGCCACCUGAAGAGCCUGAGCAAAGGCUCAUACCUUUACCUGAAACUGACCCUGGACCUGAUAGAGCGAGGAUACCUGGUCCUGAAGAGCUCCAGCUUCAAGGUGGUUCCUGUGAGUCUGGCAGAGGUCUACCUGCUGCAGCUCAACAUGAGGUUUCCCACCCUGUCGUCUUUCCAGAGAGUUCUACCACUGCUCAACAUUACUGUGGCAUCACUGCACCCGAUGACUGAGCAGCAGCUGUUCGAGGCGGUGAAUGCAGGCGCUCUGACCGGAGGCGCGCUGCAGUGGGAGGAGUUUGCGCUGCGGCUGGAGCAGCUCUCGUCUUUCCUGCUACGGCGCAGCGACGGCAGCUGGAUGCUGAACCACACCUCCUUUAGGGAGUGGCUCGUCUGGAGGGACGAGGGUCAGGACGACAGGUUCCUCUGUGACCCCAGGAGCGGUCACACUCUCCUGGCCUUCUGGCUCUGCAGACAGGAAGGGAAGUUGAAUCGACAGCAGACGCUGGAGCUGGGACAUCACAUCUUAAAGGCUCACAUCUACAAGGGUCUGAGUAAGAAGCUUGGGGUUUCCUCCUCAGUUCUCCAGGGGCUGUGGCUGGCCUACAGCACAGAGAACCUGAGUCAUGCUCUGUCAUCUCUGCGUAACCUCUACACGCCUAACAUCAAGGUGAGCAGGUUGCUGAUCAUGGGCGGGGCUGAUGUGGAUCACCAUAGCGAUGUCCUUAACAACGCCCCGCUGCUGUGUGUUCACGCCCACCUGGGCCACAGGGACGCUGUGGCGCUGCUGCUCGAUCAUGGAGCUCAGGUGAACGCUCAGUCACACGACGGUUUGACUGCGCUGGGCUUCGCUGCUGCGGCGGGACACAUGGACAUCGUCGUCACGCUGAGUCAGCACAAAGCUAAGGUGGGACACGUGGACAGCUCCGGUCAGUGUGUGUUGGUGCACGCAGCCCAGCGAGGACACCUCAACGUGCUGCACUUCCUGCUGAAGACUGCGGACUGGAGCUGCACUUCCUGCUGUGGCCAGAAGGGAGCGAGCAAGGGUCAGGCAGUGCAACAAGCUCUGAUCGCAGCAGCCAGCAUGGGCCACACCGAGAUGGUGUCACACCUACUCGAUCUCCCAGAAGACGAAGGAGAGAAACCUGAGGUCAACACACUUGACAGCCUGUGGGGAGAGACAGCUCUGACAGCAGCAGCAGGUGCUGGCAGGUUGCCGGUCUGCAGCCUGCUGUUGGAUCAGGGAGCUGCCGUUGAGCAAGGCAACAGGCGCGGUGUGACUCCACUCUUCAGUGCUGUGAGAAGGGGCCACUGGCAGGUGGUGGAGUUGCUCCUGAACCACGGCGUGGAGGUGAACAUGGUGGACCAGCAGGGUCGAACAGCUCUAAUGACGGCAGCCUCAGAGGGACAUAUGCCCACCGCCCGGCUGCUGCUGGAACACGGAGCGUCUCUGGAUCAGACCGACAGGGAGGGGUUAACGGCGCUGAGCUGGGCGUGUCUGAAAAGUCAACUCCUGUUGGUCAGAGAGCUGGUGGAGAGAGGGGCGGCGACAACUCAUGCUGACCGCAGCGGGCGAACUCCUCUGGACCUGGCCGCCUUCCGUGGAGACCCAGAAGUGGUGCAGUACCUGGUGGAUCACGGAGCGUCAGUGGAGCACGUGGACUGCAGCGGCAUGCGUCCUCUGGACCGAGCCGUCGGCUGCAGGAACACGUCCGCAGUCAUCGCUCUGCUCAAAAAAGGAGCUAAGAUCGGACCAGCCACCUGGGCCAUGGCGACCUCUAAACCAGACAUCCUGAUGGUUCUGCUCAGUAAACUGAUCCAAGAGGGAGACAAACUGUACAAGCAAGGUAAAGUGAGAGAAGCCGCUCACGCCUAUCAGUCGGCUCUCCAGAAAUUUCCCGGGGACGAGCUGAAGACGUUCAGACAGCUGAGAGUGUGUGUGCUGCUCAACCUGUCUCGCUGCCGCCGCAAGAUGAACGAUUUUAGCCUCGCGGAGGAGUUUGCUACCAAAGCACUGGAACUCAAAGCCAAAUCCUACGAGGCUUUUUAUGCCAGAGCUCGAGCUAAACGAGGCCGCAGACAGUUUCAUGCUGCUCUGGAGGACCUGAUUGAAGCCAGUCGCCUGUGUCCAUCCAACCGGGAGAUCCAGCGUUUGCUGUCUCGGGUCAAAGAAGAGUGUCGGCUGGUUUCUCAGCAGCAGGACCCUCCCCCUCCUCCUCCUCCUCCCCCUCCUCCCCCGUCACACUAUGUCUAUCACCCCAGUGUGUCCAUCAGUGACGCCAGGUGCAGAGAUUCAGGUUGUUUGCAAGUGCAUGACAAGGAGGGCCUUACUGAGGAAGACGAGGAAGAAGAUAAGGAUGAGGAGAGGUGUUACAGGAGAGAAGAUCCUCCUCAGAGCUCCUCUUCCCUCCACCAACAACAUGGGGUUCAAAAUCUUGACGCCCACUGCCGGCCCGGGGUGCCGCCUCCCUCCUCCCUCUCCCCCACACACUUGUAUCAUCAUCAUCAUCCAUCGAGUCCCAUGCACUCCCCUUCCUCUUCUUCACCCGCUCAUUCUGCUCCUCCCCCGUCUUCAUCGUCCUUUCACCACUUCAGCCCUCCCUCCUCCCCAAUGCACCAUCACGCCAGCCCAGUGUCAGAAAAUCUCCCUGCUGUGUCGGGAGCUGGAGGUCUGCACCGCUAUCCACAGUCCGUCUCAGCCUUCCACCACUCAGACCAGAGACGGCAGCAGCAGCAUCAGCAGCAGCAUCAGCAUCAGCAUCAGCAUCAGCAGCAGCAGCAGCAGCAGCAGCAUCAUCAGCAGCAGCAGCAGCAGCAGCAGCAGCAGCUCUAUCAGACGUCUGAUCAGAUAUCCUUUCAGAAGCAGAACCCUGUCCAGGGCCAAUGGCUUCAGCCAGCCAUAGUCCAGGUUGUGAGAACCAGUCAGUCCGCUUCCUCUUCCCAUUCCAACGUGAUUUUAGGAAGUUCAGCUUACUCACAGUUUGCCAAUCUGCCCCAAGAACUGGCCGCACUGGGAGAGGGAAUUUGCUCCAGUCCCCUAAACGUCAGGCCGGGUCUGCAGGUCCAGGCUGGUCUGAACUCUGGAGCUUCAUAUCCACUACAAGAUGAGGCAAGAUCUGCUUAUGGAAGAGGAGCAGGAGGAGAGAAGACGGGGAUAAGCCGGUUUGCCCAGGCCACGCAGUUUAGCCGCAACCAGUCCAAGGCAGCUCACUACCCUAUGGAGGUUACAGAGUCUGCAGUGGGACCUCCUGAAAGCUUUCCAUCAUUGCAAGAUUAUCAAUACCACAACCAGGGGGGACCACGACGUCCAAUGAGUGCCCAUCCCACCCCGGCUGCUGUAACCUCCAGCCGGCCUCUCAACCAGAGUGUCAGCGUCUGUUUCCCUCCCAGCAGCAGCAGCAGCGGACAGACGGCAGGUCAUUCUGGUCCAGGCUUCAGGACCUCGGUCUCCACGCAGCACAUAGAUUUAACUCCAGAUCUGGCCUCUGUGGGCGGGGUGACUGGUUACCAUGACGAUCUUUUCCUGACCUCCUCUCCUCAGUCAGAGACAUGUAUGGUAGGAGGUGGCACGUACCCCGGCGAGGCAGGCCGGUCCUCCAGGAGCACCCCAUUCAUGGGCGUCAUUGACAAGACGGUGAGAGUGCAGCAACAGGUUCCUUCAAGUUCCUCGUCGUGUCUCAGCCCGUCUCGCUCCUGGGCCGUGUCUUCAGUGGACACCGUGGUGUCCUCACCGAGCAAAAACCCCAGUAACCAGGGCGGCUUCGCUCCACCGCAGCCGUCAUCCAUCGCCUACCACAACCGCAGCAACAACAACGCUCACAACGGUCACGUCCUGCACGACAACCAGCUCAACUACUACGAGGUGCUGCCCCCCUGUGGCCCUCAGAGCGAAGGCUCGGUGCAGGUGGCCAGUCACAUUCCUCCUUACCUGGACGUGAAGCUGGCCCGAACACUGCCCGUGAUUCACAGCUGCUCAGACAGACAGGCGAGUGACAGAAAGACAGGACCCACCUCUCCCGUCAAACCAAAAAGACCCUUUGUUGAGUCCAAUGUAUAGAGAGACGUUUAGAUGUCAAGUAAGACGGGGAAGGAAGUAUAAUGAAGUGAACCCUUCAGCGAACCUUUGUAUCCCAAUAAUCCUUGAGAUUAUGGAAGUUUAAAGGUCGGGUUCUGCUUGACACAAAUAAAGUAGUUGUGCGUUGUGUGUUGUGUGUUGUCGGUGCAGCGUUCAGAGGAGGAUGCAAUAAUACUCGCGACUGGAGGUUGAAGUGAGUUUGUUUGAUGCACAGAGAGAGCUUGAGGAGCAGUGGUCACCACCAAAAACAAGAAGCUUACUAACUUCUAGAACAAGUUGCAUGAGAACAGGUUUGUGAGAGGAGCAGCUGGAGUGAAGGCUAAAUCACAAACAGGAAACACUUGAUUGUGGGAAAUAAAAGACACUGAACUGUCCCUCCAUGUUCUCUGUAGUUCAUAUAAAGUGAUGUCUCUGGUUGCCCUGCAGUGUUCAUGUAGGCAACUCCAGAUGAUGACAUCACUGAGAAGGGAGAGACACAAAAGCACCACUAUUAUUACCUUAAUCUGCUGUUGACGCCUUUAAUGAUGAUGAUGAUGAUGAUGAUGAUGAUGAUUUGAAGCUCUCAAGUGAUGCAAUGACUGGAAACCUGGAUUCUUCCAGACUCUGUAACCUGUGCUGGGCAGAUGUUGGUCAGAGACCCAGUCCCAAGCCAUAGUUUAAGAAACUAGGAUGAUGCUGUCAUUGAAAGAGCACUGGCUUACUGUUUAUAAAACUAAAGUAAGUGGUAUUUAUCUUCUUUUUUUUUUAAGUUAUGUCCGUGUUAACCUUUUUGAAACCUCUGUCUGGGUUUUGACGUUUUAGAUUUUUCAUCUGUGAACGUAAAGAAUUGUUGAACAAGAACAACACAGAAGUGCAGUUUUACUCCAAUCUGGAUUAACAUCAAUAUCUGCUUCUGUGCGAUGAGGGAAAAAAACCGUAAACUAUGCCUUUUGUAGAUGUUUGGAUGUUGUUGCUUCAGGUAGUUUUUAUUUUUUGUUUUGCCAUGGAAACAGUGCUUAAAUGUCCCAUGAGGUCCCAAUUAUGUGGCUCCUGCUGCAGUCAGUAAUUCAGAAAAGGCAUAUUAAGGCCAUAUGGUCGUUCAUUAAACCCCGAGCAUAAAAGAGUGAAUGUCUAGUCAGCUUUGAAACUAUAGUCACAGCAAGUCUGUUAAUGUCGGGGGGGGCUGACGCAGUGUGUGUGUGUGUGUGAGCGGUUAGCGUGGAAAACCCCUUUGAUGCUACUUUGGUUUAGUUUCCUUUUAAAAGACAAAAACACAAGUACUGUGUACUGAGUACUGUGCUGUGGACAUGUAUUUCCUCUUGAGGACAAUAAAGUCAAAGUUCAACAAUG